GGCUGCAGGCUGGCGGGAGCGGCGCGGAGCCCAGGGCCGGGCCACCCCUCCCACAGAAUGCCUGAGGGCCCUGAGCUGCAUCUGGCCAGCCACUUUGUGAACGAGGCAUGCAGGGAGCUGGUGUUUGGCGGGUGUGUGGAGAAGUCCCCUGUCAGCCGCAACCCUGAGGUGCCCUUUGAGAGCAGCGCCUACCACAUCGCAGCUUUAGCCCGAGGCAAGGAGCUGCGCCUGACACUGAGCCCCCUGCCUGGGGCCCAGCCCCCACGGGGGCCACUGGCCCUCGUCUUCCGCUUUGGCAUGACCGGCUCCUUCCAGCUGGUGCCCAGCGAUGCGCUGCCACCCCAUGCCCAUCUGCGCUUUUACACGGCUCCCCCUGGCCCCCGACUUGCUCUCUGCUUUGUGGACGUCCGCCGCUUUGGCCACUGGGACCUCGGGGGCAAGUGGCAGCCAGGCCGCGGGCCGUGUGUCUUGCUGGAGUACGAGCAGUUCAGGGAGAAUGUGUUACGAAACCUAGCAGACAAGGCCUUUGACCGGCCCAUUUGUGAGGCCCUCUUGGACCAGAGGUUCUUCAAUGGCAUUGGCAACUAUCUGCGGGCAGAGAUCCUAUACCGGCUGAGGAUACCCCCCUUCGAGAAGGCCCGCACGGUUCUGGAGGCACUGCAGCAGCGCAGGCCGAGCCCGGAGCUGACCCUGAGCCAGAAGAUCAGGGCCAAGCUGCAGAACCCAGACCUGCUGGAGCUGUGCCACUCAGUGCCCAAGGAAGUGGUCCAGCUGGGGGGCAAAGGCUAUGGGCCGGAGAGCACGGAGGAGGACUUUGCUGCCUUCCAAGCCUGGCUGCGGUGUUAUGGCACGCCGGGCAUGAGCUCCCUGCGGGACCGGCAGGGCCGCACCAUCUGGUUCCAGGGGGAUCCUGGACCCUUGGCGCCCAAAGGGGGCAAGUCCCGCAAGAAGAAAUCCAAGGGAGCACAGCGGGGUCCUGAGGACCAAGUGGAGAACCCUCCACCUCCAAACAAGGCCCCUUCAAGGAAACGAAGGGCACGGAGAGGCCUUCCUGAGCAGACUGCGGCCCAGCAGCCCGAGGGGACCAGCCUCCAAUGGGACCCAGAAGCCCCCCGUGUCCCUGAGAAAGGGAAGAGGAGGAGGCAACCAGCGACCUCAGGCCGCCGCAGACCCCAAAAGAUCAAGGCUGACACCCCAUCCUUGGAGCCUGAGGAGACCUCAGCCUCUUAGCAGGAGGGUCUCCUUGCUUGCAUCCACCCCUUCCUGCUGCCCUGGAUCUGGGCCUGUGCGGCUUCCUGGAAGUUGCAGGGGACUGGCUGCCC
Molecule: messenger RNA, 1322 nt
Organism: Balaenoptera acutorostrata (minke whale)
Lineage: Eukaryota; Metazoa; Chordata; Mammalia; Artiodactyla; Balaenopteridae
Gene: NEIL1
Product: nei like DNA glycosylase 1
Exons: 10
Coding region: 58-1230 (390 amino acids)
Biological process (GO): base-excision repair
Cellular component (GO): nucleus
Molecular function (GO): DNA N-glycosylase activity; DNA-(apurinic or apyrimidinic site) endonuclease activity; damaged DNA binding
Source: RefSeq, a predicted model, not a curated record